Molecule: messenger RNA, 6534 nt
Organism: Symbiodinium sp. CCMP2592
Lineage: Eukaryota; Dinophyceae; Suessiales; Symbiodiniaceae
Source: the annotation of a GenBank genome assembly
AUGGACAACCAGCACUAUAAGGAUAUGCUCCACCGCAGUCAAAGCCCCGGUAUUUCUUCCUCUACAAACAGGGUCUUCCUAUUCGUCUUGUUGCCAUCUGGGCUCCAGCACUUCUACACCUUACCUCUCCUGGCCUUCCUCGUCUUAGGAGGCCUCCCUCUGGAGUACAACCACCAACACCUGCAACCCGACCUACCAACACCGCUGACAGGUGUCGCCCUCCGUCGAACACUGAUCGACCUAGUCAGGAUACUCCAUGACCAAUGGGCAGUCGACCUGCUGCACAUCUAUCAAAAGCCGCACAACUCUCAUCCACUCGCCCUGCAAUCUUCCAAAACCGUUCGCUUAGCUGUUUGGGAGUGCAUUGGUAAGAUCCUGGCGGCUCUACCUGCCCGCAACACGGUGAUCAUGCUUGGAGAUUUUAAUACUCAGAUCAAGCCAUGUGCUGCAGCUGGCACCAGGAUUUGUUCAGGCAACAGCUCGGGAACACAUCCACCUGAUCAGGCACGGCUGCAGCAUCUUGUCGAGGACUUCUCCCUCCUACAUCUCAACUCAUGGAGCAAGGCUGCUGGCCCCACGUACCAUCACAACAAAGGUGCCAGCCUCAUUGACCAUAUCAUCAUGCGUUCUUGCCAAGCGGAUGACCGUGCUCGUCAGGCCAAACCACUCCGCCUGGGACUAGCUGCAUGGAGACUUGGUGGCUACCAUUUACCACUGAAGGCCAGUAUCCCGCUUCAGCGCUUCCACACUCUCAACAAACUGGCAUCCCUACCUGGGGUCCAUGAUCUUGGGCAAUUACAUGCUACUCUGAUUCACUGUGCAUCCCAAUUUUUCCCGCCGCCCACAGGUCAGCAUCGGCUAGCACUAUGGCAGACACCACCAAUGCAGGAUGGUAUUCGAUCCAUGUGGCAGGCCUACCGAGCCUGGAAGACUGCCAAAGCUCAAGAUCGGCACAAUCCGCUUUAUGUAUCCAGGUGCUAUCAUCACUUCAAGACGGCACACAAGGCCUUUCGUCAAGCCGGGAAAGAAGCUAAGAAGCACUGGUUCCAUGGCAGGCUCCAGGAAUUACAGGCUGCCGCCUGUUCGGGUGACUCCCGCAAACUUUAUGCUGGCAUCCGCACCCUAGCUCCCAAAUCCUCCAAGCCGAAGGUUCAACUGCGAGAUUCUGGUGGUCAUCUGCAGGACCCUAAGAUCCAGCUACAACAGCUGGAAACGCACUAUCGUAAAUUAUAUGCUGCAGACGAGGAUACCAGCAUCCAGGGCCCCCAGCGGACACCCAUUCACAUCGAGGUCACGGAGGCCGAAAUGACCCUGGCACUUUCGCAAUUGUCACCCCACAAAGCUACACCUCCGAAUCUAGCCACAAACUCUUUAUGGAGGCUGACCUCGGACAUUGUCGCGCCUCUCUUGUGCCAAUGGUGCCGGCAAUGGCCUCAUAUACCAGAGCUUUGGCGGAAUGCAUGGUUGACUCUCGUUCCUAAGAUUCCGCGACCACUCUCACCAAAGAAUCUUAGACCAAUAGGGUUAACUGAAUCCAGCGGCCGCGCAUAUGCUUCCAUACUUCAGGCGAAACUGCGCCCCUAUGCAGAGAGGUUCCUUGCGGAUCAGGCACAAUUUGCAUAUCUACCGGGUCGCAAUGCUGCCCAAGCCAUACAUCGUGUUGCUGCUCACUGCAAGUAUGUACAGGAUCGCUGCUCGAUCUCAACACCCACGGUUGUGGAUCGUCACGCACAACAACCGAAACCCUGCCCACAUUUUGCAGGUGCACAACUCUCACUGGACUUGUCCAGUGCUUUCGACCUCAUGGACUGGCGCUUGCUGGACAAGGCAUUACUUGCAUCUGCAGUCCCGGCUGAGUUAAGACACCAAAUCAUGUCCUGGCACUCCGAGAUUUCCUAUGUCCUUACCCACCUUGGGCACACCGCCAAAGUGGAGGCCCAAAGAGGACUUAGACAAGGGUGUAAACUGGCUCCGUUGCUCUGGACACUUGCCCUGGCACAGAUAUAUCGUGAGCUCCUUGCAGAGGGGGACUCGCUCCUCACAGCCCCUUGGCUAGAGCAAAGCUCCACGAUUUAUGCAGAUGAUAUACAUCUUAAAGAUACCGUGCAGAACACUCGUGAGCUGGACGACAUGGUGUAUCGCUUUAGUAAGAUCCUCGAUGCUCUUGCUGCCCAUGGUAUGGUCAUCAACUCGGCCAAAUCAGCACUGUUGCUGAGACACAAGGGAAGUUUCAUCAAAGGCUGGCUGCGACGACAUCUCAUACACAAACCCGAGGGAGACCUACUACGCUUUCGUAGCCCCCUGGGAAAGGUGUACGAAAUUCCGUUGCGUGACCAUCACACGUACUUAGGCAUUCGCAUCUCAUAUCAUUCCCAGGCCAAACAAGCAGUCACCUAUCGGCUACAGGCUGCGAACCAGGCCUGGCAAAGACUUCGUGGUGUACUGUGCUCUACCAGGCACCUUGCUCAGACACAUCGUCUUAGUCUAUGGAAAUCCACAGUGCUUCCCACGCUGCUCUACGGCAUCGCGGCAUCCAACCCAGGUGCCAAGGAUAUCCAGCGUAUGCAGCACAUGAUGACCAAGCAGGUCCGAGCCAUCACCCGAUCUUUUGCACAUCUUCAGAAAGAAUCCACACACGACCUCCUGCAUAGAUGCUCUCUGUUCACCAUCUUGGAGCAUCUCCAGAGGGAAGCCGCCGCCUUGCAUCGCAGCCUGACUGGCCUGAGUACCCAAACGAGCUUCGUGACCCAAGCCCAGGUGGAAACAGCUCGAGACACAGCUGCUACGCUCCAUCUACAGGUGCAACGCCAAUGGCAGGUACCUCUCGGUGACAAAGAGGGCAUCACUGACCCUGCAGUACACCAGUGCCAGGAAUGUCAUCGGGUCUUCACCUCCUUUCGGCUACUACGCUCUCACGAGGCUAAGUGGCAUGGACUCAAGACACCUGCUGCUGUCCCAGUGCCUUUUGAUAGGUAUGCACAUGGAACAGAAGGACUUCCAACGUGCAGACAUUGUGCCCAUCCCUUCCGACAAUGGGACGGACUUGUCAAACACAUCAAACGCAAUCGGUGCCAGGUACUCCGUAGACUUGCCACAAAACCUCCCGCUGAUGCCCAACCCUUGGCUCCGAGAUCAAGUGAAUCUGAUCCUUUACCAGUCCUUGCAUCGGUCACUCUGCCACCUCAGGCCUCCUCUCAGGAGACCCACAUCCUACAAGAGGCUCAGGCUGCUACGCCUACUACUAUUCCUGUCGUUAUACCUGAACCCCCUGUCACAGAUGCUCCACUGCAGGACAGCUCCACUACACCGAGCCAUGAGGCUGUUCCCCUUCAUCAGCAAUCUCAUGUUCUCGCAGCGCUACGUGCACGCAGGUGGACUGACCUCCUUGAGAAGCCGGAGAUCCAAUCGUAUCUCCAGCACCACUGCCCGCUGUGUUACCAGUGGCUAGCCACUCCUACCAGCAUCAAGUAUCAUCUCACCAUGCAACAUCCAGAGUGGAAAGACUGCCAACCUGCGACUCUCAAGCUCCAUACUGGUUUCCGCCGACAUACUCAGCGCAUCAUGACGCUCACCGCGGAUCCCAUGGAGCUGGACGAACAGGAGAGGCAAUUUUGGGCCCAGGCUGGUCCGGUCAAGCGGGAACAGGAACCGAGAAGAGAUAUGCUGCAACAAGCCGAGCAAUCCAAGAGGCAGCGUCUGGCACCGCAGGACCGGAACAAGGGCAAGGGCAAGGGUACCAAGGGCAAAGGCAAGGGAAAGCAGGGCCUACCAAGUCCACCAAGUGCACACCCGACCAUGGGUUACACAAAUGGUUUCGGAAGCCAUCCACCCAAUCCAUGGACACAGACACAGGACCUGCAGCCACUGGGAAGUCAGGAUCUAGAAUGGAUGGAGUACAGGAUGAACCGACUAUCUCAGCUGGUCCUUCGUCAGGAGCAAAUCAUCUCAGCCAUCCGUCAGGAUCUGGUCCUCUACCUCUUUGUACGAUCAGGACCAGAAGGGAUGGUGCCAGUUCUAUGCGAAGCAGCGGAGAAGUGGAGGAAGAUGAAAGAGGAAGAACCCGAGAAGAUCACUUACUCCCUCAAACUCAUGCUAUUCAAGCAACUGCUCAUCACCUUGCAUCAGAGGUUGACCAACAUGAUCGCGGACGAGGAUGCUCUCGCCAAAGCCAAGAACCUGAACUGGAUCGACGAUCAGAAACAUUGGAAACAUCUCACAUGGAAUCCUUCCAAACAAUGUCUGGAAGUAGACAACUCAGUGAGGCCAAUACCGGCGGAGGAUCUGUUGGCCCAACUGGUUCAGAUGAGGAAGGCUGUUACGGAGGAGACCCUGGUGAGGUUCAAGUCCAUGCGGAAGCUCACCACGGAGGUGACCUCCGACUGGAUCCAAUUCCAGAUCUGUUUGUCACUUCGCCCAGAGGGAGGAGCCAUGUGGAGUACGCUGAACCAGUGGAUCGGUCAAGCAUCGUGGCACACACUGGGAUGCAGGCUCCGUCGCGAUCGACCGAACUACGACACCCUGGCCGUUCUUCGAUUGAUCUUCCACAAUCCAUCGAAUUUGUGCUACCUACACUCUACCAUCUAUGCCCUUCUGUGGACAAUCCUUCAGGCUAGGCUACACGAUGCCUACAUCUCGCCUCCACCGCAGGCUCUUACCAUGUUGUGUCCACCAAUCACUGAUUCGCCCAAUUGUCCCAUUCAGGUGCUCCAUUCGGUACCGUGGCUUAUGCUGCUGCAAGCUUGGCCUUCUGUACACCGUCAGCAUGAUGCAGCUGAGUUGAUACAAUACCUCUUACCCAGGUUUUCGCAUAGUGGGUUCAAUGGUGGCUGGGAGGCCAGAAACUUUGCACCUGGAGGUAUUGCCACUCUUGAUACGGGGCCUACCCAAGCUCCAAUUACGAUUGUGCUACCGGCAGGUCCAAGCUUGGAGCUUCAGGCAGCCAUUGAUGGGUGGAGUGCUCAGGUCACAGCCCGUUAUGCACUGCUGACCCCGUCUCCCAUGCUCUGCAUACAACUUCAGCGCUUCACGAAUGCCGAGGGAGUCAUGCGCAGGGACACCAGACCACUGGCUAUGGCCUCGACUACAGUUCGUAUGCCACUCUUUGCAGGGCUGCACACUAUGCAAGUUCGCUAUGUUCACUACCAGGUCGUCGCUGUACAGCUUCACUACGGGGACUUCAGUGACCUCAUUGAACGGGCGGACGUUGAUUUAAACGAGAACUUGCUGGCCGUUUGCGAGCGGACCUAUGUCGCCAAUGUCUCCGUCGGCAUUCACUUGCUGGACAUCGCGCCGGAGUCAGCCUUGGAGUCGUUCACCCAUCUUCUAGUGUCCACUGCCUCUUCGGGAGCCGAGCAGUCUACGCCCAUGUCGACCCCCAUUCUGGACAUCAAUAGUAGCAUUUCCAAUUUGCUCUUCGUCGACCAGGACUUGGACGAGGAUGAGCUUGGUGGCGACAUUCUCUGGCUUGCGCCGACAGAUGUCAGGAGGGUGCUGGGCUACCGGGUCUACCUGAGCACAGGGCUGCGGGCGGGGCAGCCGAGGUCCCUCAUAGGUUCAGAGAUAGCGGUGGGCACCACGCAGACCUUCCUCCCUGCCGAAAGCUCCAUGCAAGCAUGGACGCACAUUGCAGUUUUCACCCGCUCGCAGCUCGUGGAGCAGACGACACCGGCAGGUGCCAGCAUCUCUGACACGUCGUCAGUUUCGACCAUCGACUUUCGUGACGAUGAUCUUGAUGAAUUCGAAGUUGGCGGCGUGCUGUUCUGGAAGAACGGCAGCGACUUCACCGAGGCCACCCACUACGAGGUCUAUCUCGCCGAAGACCGCAAUGGCACGAACCGCUCUUACCUGGGCAAUAUUUCGUAUGACGCCAACAGUUUCGACGUUCCCGCAGACACGGCUCUGCAGUCGUUCAGUCACCUGGUUGUAUACGCCCGCUCGGAGCUGGUGGAGCAAACCACGCCGGCAGCUGCGCGGCGUAUCGUCGACACUGUUGCGAGUGUCUCAGCGGUGAGCUUCGUCGACCUGGACCUGGAUGAAGAUGAACUUGGAGGUCAUCUGCUGUGGCAAGAGCCGUCAUCCACCGAGCGAGUCGAGUUUUACGUGGUGUACCUUGCGCUGGACUCGGUCGGCACUGGCCGCUCCCUAGCUGCUGGUGGAGAGGUGUUGGUCGGUACGCAGCGGACCACGUUGCCGGCGGACACCAGCAUCUCCAGCUUCAACCACUUCCUGGUGUACACGAAGUCGACCUUGGCAGAGCAAAGCACCCCCGUGGGUGUGGCACUUUACGAUUCCACGGCCUUUGUGGGGAACCUGUCCUUCCCGGACAAGGACUUGGAUGUGACGGAACUGGGAGGAAACAUCACUUGGAUCCCUCCUGCCGAUGACCGGCUGGUGACCUUCGGAAUGAAGCCAGUUCAUGAACGGACUUGUGUUCUUACCGCUCUGGGUCUUUCGAAAGGUGGAAGGUGUUUUUGGGUCCUAUGGUCACGGAGUGGCAUCGAAGUUUGUGCGGGUACUUUGGCUCAGUGGUUGUAG